CGUCACCAUGUUUUGGUUCCCGCAGUGCGUAGACCUCACGUGAACAUCGGUUCCCUUCUUGUCAGGAUUCUCCUACAUUUCCUCUCGAAUCUUUUCAACAUGCAUCACACACACGAGCUGGAGCUUUUCCCCGAUCGCAAAGUGACUCAGGUCCUUUUUCAAGAGGUGAAAAACGCCGCAGAGCUCAGACAGAUUGCAGUGGACGGUCAAAUAAACGCAGCUCUGAUCAACCCCACGAUGCUGGUGCAUCCUCUCCAGGUGCUGGUCGCUGCCAACAAAGCUGUUCACCUGCAGAACACUGGGAAAAUGAAGACAAGGAGUCUGAACUCAGAGAUAAUCUUCAACCUGUCACCGACUAAUAAAAUCUCUGAGGCCUUUAAGAGGUUUGGGAUCUCAGAUGGUGAUGACUCUGUGAUGGUGGUCAUGGUUCAUGACAAAAACGAGUCGCAGCUUGUUGAAGACAUUGUGACCAAGGUGGACGGACGACAGGUUCCAGUGGAAGAGCUUUCCUCAUUGUCGGACUCUGCAAACAUCAGAAAGUUGUAUAAAGUUUGUCCUCAGGAGGAGACGUGUGGGACUCUACUUGAUGCGGUCAUCUGCAGAAUGGCCACCAAGGACGUCAUGUAGCUACAACAAGAAAUAAGAGCAGGACACAACUUUUCUUACUGAACACUUGUUGCAUUUUUUCAUAAAAGCAAAGUUAAGAUGGUUCUUUCUUGAUACAGUUAUUUCACUUCAUUGUCCCAAGCCGGCAAACACCGUCUUUCUUGUUUUCAUUGCAAACUGAACUGUAUAUCAGCUGUGGAAAAGAUUUCUCCUAUGUGAGCUGAAUAUAUCUUAUUUUUCCUAAA
Molecule: messenger RNA, 851 nt
Organism: Platichthys flesus (European flounder)
Lineage: Eukaryota; Metazoa; Chordata; Actinopteri; Pleuronectiformes; Pleuronectidae
Gene: tprkb
Product: Tp53rk binding protein
Exons: 4
Coding region: 100-627 (175 amino acids)
Biological process (GO): tRNA threonylcarbamoyladenosine modification; telomere maintenance via recombination
Cellular component (GO): EKC/KEOPS complex; cytosol; nucleus
Source: RefSeq, a predicted model, not a curated record